UUGUAUUGAUUAAAUGCCGAACACCCCCACCCUCUGGAGGUGUAAAAAAUUGUUAAAUGUGAUUAUUUUUGUCCCACUUGAGUUGAGAGCGGCAUAUUCCCUGAUCGAUCAGAAAGUCGGCAAUGGAGAAAGACGGCGCCGGAAUUGAGGAUUUGAGCGGUGCUGGUGAUGGCGAUGACGGGAAGAAGAACGGGGACAGAGUGAAGGGACCAUGGUCGCCUGAAGAGGACGCAAUUCUUAGUCGAUUAGUGGCCAAUUUUGGUGCCCGGAACUGGAGCCUCAUCGCCCGAGGAAUUCCGGGCAGAUCGGGCAAAUCCUGCCGUUUGAGGUGGUGCAAUCAGCUUGACCCUGCUGUCAAGCGCAAACCCUUUACUGAUGAAGAAGACCGCAUUAUACUGUCAGCUCACACGGUUCACGGAAACAAAUGGGCAUCAAUCGCAAGGCUGUUGCCAGGAAGAACCGAUAACGCUAUUAAGAACCACUGGAAUUCAACGCUGAGGAGAAGAGGUGGCAAAUUCAGUACGUUAGGGUCCACUGCUACUAAUAUUAACAUUAGGGAGGACGUUGACAGAUCAAAAGCAUCGUCUGAAGAAACUCUAUCAUGUGGGGAGGGGGAUGUGAACUCAUUCAAGUGCGUUGAUGUCACGUGCAUCAAUGAUCUUAAUAAUAACGAGCAGGCGACUGCUACAAACCUUUUCCGUCCUAAGGCCCGUGUUAGUGCAUUCAACGUGUAUAACGAUGCUCAGCAAACAAAAGCAGGAGAUUUUGGGAUGGUAAGAAGUGAAGGUGAAGGGUUAGUCCCUCAUCGAUGCGGGCACGGUUGCUGUGACGGUGACGGUUCAAGCGGAAGUGGUUUGCUGGGGCCGGAAUUUGUUGAUUAUGCGGAGGCUCCUUGUGGUUUUCCGAGUCAUGAAUUGGCUGCCUUAGCCACUGAUAUAAGUAACAUUGCUUGGGUCAGAAGUGGGUUAGAAAACAGCAGCAUUGUAAAACCGACAACAAGAGAUAAUGAGCAGUUGCGUUUGGGUGUGCUUUCUCCUGUGCCUCUCAGUUGGCAGCCUUGUGUCCAACCGACAAAUGUGAUAUGAAGUAAUAUUAGUGUUGAGACAGACAUAUUAGUUUGGUUGUGUUUUUGUGACGAUGAUGAAUGGGAAAUUGUGUUUGUAUGAUGAGAUUGUUUGUUUUUCA
This is a messenger RNA of Helianthus annuus (common sunflower), 1185 nucleotides long. RefSeq names its product transcription factor MYB1. Gene Ontology annotation, cellular component: nucleus. Bases 123 to 1085 code for a protein of 320 amino acids. The record is from RefSeq and is a predicted model, not a curated record. Lineage: Eukaryota; Viridiplantae; Streptophyta; Magnoliopsida; Asterales; Asteraceae. Gene Ontology annotation, biological process: regulation of DNA-templated transcription. The transcript has 2 exons. Gene Ontology annotation, molecular function: DNA-binding transcription factor activity, RNA polymerase II-specific; RNA polymerase II cis-regulatory region sequence-specific DNA binding.